GAGCGCGGAUGCAGCGAGUGGCCGAAGCGGGGCCUCUGUUUCUUCUUCACCAAGUGGGCACGAUUCAGCCGCCAAGAUGAUGCUUUCAAGAGCCAAGCCUGCUGUAGGUGGUGACCUACAGCAAAUUGACAAAAGGAAGAAAAAAGGAAGAAAAAUUCCAAAACUAGAAGAGCUGCUAUCACAAAGAGAUUUUACUGGAGCUAUUACCCUGCUGGAGUUCAAACGUCACGUAGGAGAACAAGAUGAGGACGCAGAUCUGUGGAUUGGAUAUUGUGCUUUUCAUCUGGGUGACUACAAGAGAGCUUUGGAGGAAUAUGAAUCUGUGACAAAGGAGGAGGGCUGUAAUCCUGAAGUUUGGGUGAACCUGGCCUGUACCUACUUCUUUCUUGGGAUGUAUAAACAAGCAGAAACAGCAGGCUUUAAAGCUCCUAAAAGUCGACUCCAAAAUCGUCUACUCUUCCACUUGGCUCACAAGUUCAAUGAUGAAAAGAAAUUGAUGAAUUUUCAUCAGAAUCUUCAAGAUAUUACGGAAGAUCAGCUCAGUUUGGCCUCAAUUCACUAUAUGCGUUCUCACUACCAAGAAGCUAUUGAUAUCUAUAAGCGAAUACUGCUGGAUAACCGGGAAUAUCUUGCUCUCAAUGUUUAUGUGGCUCUUUGUUACUAUAAAUUGGAUUAUUAUGAUGUGUCUCAAGAAGUACUGGCUGUUUACCUUCAACAAAUUCCUGAUAGCACCAUUGCUCUCAAUCUCAAGGCCUGUAACCAUUUCCGUCUUUACAACGGCAAAGCAGCUGAGGCAGAACUCAAGAGCCUAAUGGACAAUGCCUCUUCCUCCUUUGAAUUUGCUAAGGAACUUAUCAAGCACAAUCUGGUUGUUUUCCGAGGGGGUGAAGGUGCUUUGCAAGUUUUGCCUCCCCUGGUCGAUGUUAUUCCUGAAGCUAGACUAAACCUAGUGAUUUACUAUCUUCGUCAGGAUGAUGUGCAAGAGGCUUAUAACUUAAUUAAGGAUCUAGAACCUACAACUCCUCAGGAGUACAUUCUCAAGGGGGUAGUUAAUGCAGCUCUUGGACAAGAAAUGGGUUUGAGAGAUCAUCUGAAAAUUGCCCAGCAGUUCUUCCAGUUGGUGGGUGGAUCAGCUAGUGAAUGUGAUACAAUACCAGGGAGACAAUGCAUGGCUUCUUGCUUCUUCCUACUUCGACAAUUUGAUGAUGUCUUGAUUUACCUCAAUUCUGUCAAGAGUUAUUUCUACAAUGAUGACACCUUUAACUUUAAUUAUGCACAAGCCAAAGCUGCCACGGGAAACACCAGUGAGGGUGAGGAGGUGUUCCUUUUGAUCCAGAGUGAAAAGAUGAAAAAUGACUACAUUUACCUCAGUUGGUUAGCACGAUGCUACAUUAUGAAUAAGAAACCAAGACUAGCCUGGGAGCUCUAUCUGAAGAUGGAAACAUCCGGAGAGUCCUUUAGUCUUUUACAACUCAUUGCUAAUGAUUGCUAUAAGAUGGGUCAGUUUUACUAUUCAGCCAAAGCCUUUGAUGUCCUGGAAAGACUGGAUCCUAAUCCUGAAUACUGGGAAGGCAAGAGAGGUGCCUGUGUGGGCAUUUUCCAAAUGAUAUUAGCUGGCAGAGAACCCAAAGAGACUCUUCGAGAGGUGUUGCAUCUACUGAGGAGCACUGGAAAUACCCAGGUAGAAUACAUAAUUCGUAUCAUGAAGAAGUGGGCCAAAGAAAACAGAGUUCCUGUCUGAGAUGGCAUCAUCAAUAUGGUCAUCAUUGUCAAGUUCAAGGGAACCAGAUACCUCCUUGGAAGAAAAAAAGAAGUUUAAUUUUGAUGUGGAGAGCAGGAUGUAUGAUACUACCUUUAUGGAUAUUUUCUUCCUGUAUUCAUCUGAACAGAAGAUCAAUGAACCACAUACUUAGAUGGAGCUUUCUGACUGAGCAGAGUGCCAUAGUGUAUAUUAUGGCCCCUGUGUAAUCAUAAUAGCAAUAAUACCUUAGACUUUAUUGGU
Gracilinanus agilis (Agile Gracile Mouse Opossum) is the source of this 2002-nucleotide messenger RNA. RefSeq names its product tetratricopeptide repeat domain 26 (gene IFT56). Gene Ontology annotation, biological process: intraciliary transport involved in cilium assembly; intraciliary anterograde transport. Gene Ontology annotation, cellular component: intraciliary transport particle B; ciliary base; ciliary basal body. The record is from RefSeq and is a predicted model, not a curated record. Gene Ontology annotation, molecular function: intraciliary transport particle B binding; protein binding. The coding region runs from base 77 to 1741 and encodes 554 amino acids. NCBI's taxonomy places the organism in Eukaryota, Metazoa, Chordata, Mammalia, Didelphimorphia, Didelphidae. The transcript is spliced from 18 exons.